Molecule: messenger RNA, 3049 nt
Organism: Aricia agestis (brown argus)
Lineage: Eukaryota; Metazoa; Arthropoda; Insecta; Lepidoptera; Lycaenidae
Gene: Atx-1
Product: ataxin-1
Exons: 5
Coding region: 311-1168 (285 amino acids)
Biological process (GO): regulation of DNA-templated transcription
Molecular function (GO): RNA binding; protein binding
Source: RefSeq, a predicted model, not a curated record
GCACGGGGCCCCUCGUACUUCGUAGUGCCGCCGCCAGUCGCACCGCGACCCGCGCCAACGUCGCACCUCCCGCGCUCGAGAGCCUCGCCCGUGUGACCGCAGUGAACCGCGCGAUACCAGUGCCGAAUGUUGGACGUCCCGCCCGUGUUUUUCCGUUGGAAUUCGAGCGCCCACGAAACCAGUUCGGCCGGCGCCCUCGGAUCCGCGUCUCAGCGACCCGCGACUUGAGAUGCGCCCGUGACCGUCUUUCGACAGUGCCACGAAACGUACUUCUGUAGAAGCGUUGGAAGCUGUUCAUAUAGCACAUCAAAUGAUCUCGGCGCGCCUCCCCAGCGAGGCGCUGGUCCAGCUGGGGCAGCUGCAGCUGAGCCACCUGCACCCGCCGCCAGCCAUGACGCCGGAGUUCCUCGCCCCGCCCCCGCGCCCCUACCCGCGGUACCCCACUCGGCGGCGCGAGGUGCCCCCGUACUCGCCGGUGCCCGGGGCGUACGCGCACUUCCUACCCCAGCCUAACUUCCCCUACCUGUACCCGCGGCCGAGACCCAGCUACCCGCUGCGGCCGCGGCCCACGUCGGGCUUCGUGCCGCCGCCGCCCGCACCGCACUCGCCCAGCACGCCGCCGCUGCCCGUGCCUGUUGCGCCGGCACCGCAAGCGAUAAGAGAGGAGCCGCCUCUAUCUCCUGAGCGCGGUGCACCAGCCCCCUACUUCUGUCGAGGCGCCCUCAUCCGCCUGGAGAACGGCACCCUGAGGCGGGUGGAGGAGAUGAGGACGGAGGACUUCGCGAUGAGCGCGGAGCACAACGGGGAUCUGGCUUUGACGCAGUGCACUCUACUGCGGCUGGAGGAACGCGGAGACAAGAUCGCGCUAGUGCUGGCGUAUGACAGGAAUCGCUCGCAGGUGGAGCUGGAAUCAACAGCGGAGCAUCCGUUCUUCGUGUACGGACGAGGUUGGGCGUCGUUCAAACCCGAGCGCACCCUGGCCCGGUACGGCCUGCACGUGCCGAGGCUCCAAGUUGGGGAUGUGUGCGUCACGUUGGUGGAGCGGAAACACACCACCAGCGCUCCCAUGCCACCGCAGACCCAGCCAGAAAACCUGAGUGUGAAGGAGGAUGCCAGAAAACGGCGCUGGUCUAUAGCGGACGAGGAGCCUCCGUUAAAGAAACGCUGAGUGAUACUGUAUGCCGUCGCCACGAAAUGAAGCCGAGACCAAGUCUUGAAAAAGGGCUGAAAGUCUUAAAACCAAGGUCUCGUAACCAGAACUUAAAGUCUUGCAACCGAGAUGGUCCUGUGACCAGGAACGAUUUAAAGUCUUGUGACUGCGAGAGUCUUGUAACCAGGACUGAAAGUCUUGAAACCGUGACUAAAAGUCUUGAAACCGAGAUGGUCUUGUAACCAGGACUGAAAGUCUUGAACCGUGACUAAAAGUCUUGAAACCGAGACUGAAAGUCUUGUCAUCGCAUGUGUGGAUGGCCCCAGUGACUAUGUUCGUUUUAGUUUCUUCAGCGGUCGAUGUAGAUACGCUUACGGAAACUAGGUGCUUUUUUCUGUCGGGUGCUUUUCUAUACGAGUUUGUGUAUAUUGUAAAUAUAAGUUAAGUCUUUCGAUGUGAUCUUAAUGUACGGCUUUGGUGUUCCUUCCAAAUAAUUUUGUUUACUUACGUAUUGUUCAAAUUAAGAAUUUUAUUGAGCUACAAAGAUAUUGUGAGAACUAGAUGCGUCAACACAAUUUGACGAAAUGUACCAAAAUGGUUUAUGUAGAAAAAUUAUAGUAUUUUAUUGAUUCCAUUGUAAAUAUUAUACUCAUUUGUGCAAUAUUUGCGUACAUCUUUUCACCUAAAGUCGUACAAUACGAUCGAACUCUGUUCAUAAUAUUAAAAAGCUCUCGACAUGCUCAAUAGGUGCUAGUAUUUGCAAUGUAUUAUGAACACAAGUGACAAGACUUCUCUAUGAAAGGGCGUUUUUAGUCUUGCGGAUUUGGUCAAGCAGAAAUUUGCUAUUUUAAAGAUUAACGGAUAAAACAUUGUAUGAAAUCCAUAUUAUAUCAACUGUAAAAAGGUCGAUUCGUGCGUGACCAAAAAUGCAUGACUCUUAUGUCCGUUUUCACCAAACGCGCCCUAAUGCAUUAGAGGCUGUUGGUGAAAAAGGACAUAUUACGCCCAAACUCACAAACAUCUGACAUUGUUCGGGGUGGAAUCAUGCGAGCACAAAUGCGUAUCAGAUCUUAAUAUAGAUUAAAUAUUGUGAUAACUUAUGAGAUUCGUCAUUCGUUGCGACGUAGAGCGGUACAAUGAACAUUAGUUUAGACAUUUUACUUUUCGACUGAUUUCUGACGCGCAGUCAUUCGUUUUUUAUGGUUGUGACUGCACAUAUCCUUCCUUUAUCGCGCUGCUCCGAGGUUCCUCGCUAAUCUGACAAAUCCGGUCUAGCUAGUAAUACAUACUGUAAAAUCGUUCGCGAUUAGAUGCCAUCUCUAUUGGUUUUGACGUCCACGUGUGAUACACAAUUUUUCUAUGAGAAAAUGUAUACAUAAUAAAACACACAGUCUGUGAUAUUUUGUAGUUAUUGGUCAAUGUAGGUAUGAAGUAUUGCUUGAAAAAAUUAAAAGAAAAAAUAUUAUUAGUAUAGAUAAGCAUUAUCGGAUAGUCUAUAUAGUGAAUGUAUAUUCGAAAGAUUUACGCAUAAAGAAAAUAAAACUAAAGAUAUAAAGUAGAAUCUGUGAUUAAUAUUAUAUCGCUGUUUGUAACAAGCGCAAGGCCAUAUCAUUAACGAUUUGUUUUUAAAUUUAAAGUAGAAGUGUUAAAUGUUGUCUCAAAGUAUUUCGGUGUAAUACAGUUAAUUUCAUUUUUAUUCGGCUAACAAAACUACGUCGAUGUUACAGAAUUUUAGGCGCAAAAAAACUUCCGAUAACCGUGUCCAAAUGUUCCUACAAAAUGAUUACUUUUCAUACGAUGUAUACUUAACACUUGGUACGCAAAAUAUUGUUUAGAAAAACGCACGGUCCUGUGCCUGCGUGUAUCGCCAAAUUCAUUAUUUAUCUGCUGGGUAUAAGU